AUGUUUUGUCAUGACUUCUUCGUAUAUGCUUUGUCAAGACUUCUUCGUAUAUGCUUUGUCAAGACUUAUGAAGGAGGCGUUGAAGAUGUUAUACCAUCUAAGAACUUGAGAGAGUCAAAGUCAACACAUCUGGGACCAUUAGAGCGGGAGUACUGGAAAAACAAAAAUAAGCCAGAAAGAAUAAGAAAAUUCUUCUAA
Trichomonas vaginalis G3 is the source of this 198-nucleotide messenger RNA. RefSeq lists its product as uncharacterized. Lineage: Eukaryota; Parabasalia; Trichomonadida; Trichomonadidae. The coding region runs from base 1 to 198 and encodes 65 amino acids. The transcript has a single exon. The record is from RefSeq and is a predicted model, not a curated record.